Messenger RNA from Morone saxatilis (striped sea-bass), 1215 nucleotides. It is a transcript of the gene pax2b, whose product is annotated as paired box 2b. The record is from RefSeq and is a predicted model, not a curated record. Gene Ontology annotation, molecular function: RNA polymerase II cis-regulatory region sequence-specific DNA binding; DNA-binding transcription factor activity, RNA polymerase II-specific. Lineage: Eukaryota; Metazoa; Chordata; Actinopteri; Moronidae. The transcript is spliced from 11 exons. Gene Ontology annotation, biological process: regulation of transcription by RNA polymerase II; anatomical structure development. The coding region runs from base 1 to 1215 and encodes 404 amino acids.
AUGGAUAUUCACUGCAAAGCAGACCCCUUUACAGCGAUGCACCGGCACGGAGGUGUGAACCAGCUCGGCGGGGUGUUUGUGAACGGCAGACCCCUCCCGGACGUGGUGAGGCAGCGGAUAGUGGAGCUGGCCCACCAGGGCGUCCGGCCCUGCGACAUCUCCAGACAGCUGCGGGUCAGCCACGGCUGCGUCAGCAAGAUCCUGGGCAGAUAUUACGAGACUGGCAGCAUCAAACCAGGGGUGAUUGGUGGGUCUAAACCUAAAGUGGCCACGCCAAAGGUCGUGGAAAAAAUCGCAGACUACAAGAGACAAAACCCAACCAUGUUUGCGUGGGAGAUCAGAGACAGACUGCUGGCAGAGGGCAUCUGCGACAACGACACUGUUCCCAGCGUCUCAUCCAUUAACAGGAUCAUCCGAACAAAAGUCCAGCAGCCUUUCCAUCCGUCUCCUGACGGGACAUCCCUCUCGACACCAGGCCAUACUAUAGUACCAAGCACAGCUUCUCCGCCUGUAACCAGCGCCUCCAAUGACCCUGCAGGAUCCUACUCCAUCAAUGGGAUUCUUGGUAUUCCACGAUCCAAUGGUGAAAAGAGGAAAAGAGAUGAAGAUGGUUCAGAUGGUUCUGGCCCAAACAGUGAUUCUCAGGGUAGUGUGGAGAGUUUACGGAAACACCUUAGGGCAGAUGCCUUCACCCAGCAGCAGCUGGAAGCGCUGGACCGGGUCUUUGAACGCCCCUCGUACCCUGACGUCUUCCCUACAUCGGAGCAUAUCAAACCCGAACAGGCUAAUGAGUACUCGCUCCCUGCCCUGAAUUCCAGCCUGGACGAAGUCAAGCCCAGUUUAUCCUCUAGCGCCAACCCAGACCUGGGCCCCAGUGUGUCGCAAAGCUACCCUGUAGUAGCAGGUCGAGAUAUGGCCAACACAACCUUACCUGGGUAUCCCCCUCACGUUCCCCCCACAGGCCAGGGCAGCUACCCAACCUCCACGCUCGCUGGAAUGGUUCCUGGGAGCGAGUUUUCGGGGAACCCCUACAGUCAUCCACAGUACACAACCUACAAUGAAGCCUGGCGAUUCAGCAACCCAGCAUUACUAAUGCCGCAUCGAGAGGCUCCGCCCCUCCCACUGCUGCCACUGCCUAUGACCGUCACUAGUUACCAUGGAAACCAAAUCAACCUGCAGGACCAUGGCCUUAGCCUCCAUAUUGCCCCGGUGUGA